AUGAAAUAUGUGUCUCGGCUGAUAGAUAGUGAUAAUAAAACCUGGAAUGUUGAUAUGCUUCACAGUCUUUUUGACGAGGACACUGUUAACAACAUAACAACUAUUAGGAUUCCUAUGCAUGGUAGUAACCAAAUUAGAUGGCAACCUAGCUCAAACGGGGAGUUCAGCGUUAAAAGUGCUUACAAAGCAAUCUUGAAUGAUACAAAUAUUGAGAAUGAUUUCAUUCCCAAUACUUUAGUGAACUGGAAGGUGUUUUGGAAAACAAAACUUCCACAAUCUAUUCUACACUUUCUGUGGAAAUGUAUUAGUAAUUGUCUAUCCACUAAUGAUAGGUUGGAUAGAUAUUUUCAUAACUUUAGCACACAAUGCCCUCACUGUAACAAUUUUGAUGAAUCUAUGCAACACUUAUUCAUUGACUGUGAAUUUGCCAAAGCUGUUUGGUCAGCUGUUAAUGUUGAUUUUCUUCAUGAAAUUGCGAAUGUAAAUGUUCAGGAAUGGAUUCCAAAUAUGUUCAAGUUGACAUACUCACAAGUUGCUCAUACUAUCCAGACAAAUUAUUCCACUUGGUUCAGAAUAAACAUUAUUCACUGUGACUGUAAUGGAGGUAGAUGCUGGCAAUCAAAAGCUAUAGAUCCGGAACAAGCUGAAGCUUUUGCACUCAUGGGAGCGAUAAUUUGGGCACAAAAGAAAGGAGUCAGAAAGCUUCACUUAGAAUGA
Messenger RNA from Papaver somniferum (opium poppy), 717 nucleotides. RefSeq lists its product as uncharacterized. The record is from RefSeq and is a predicted model, not a curated record. The transcript is spliced from 3 exons. Bases 1 to 717 code for a protein of 238 amino acids. NCBI's taxonomy places the organism in Eukaryota, Viridiplantae, Streptophyta, Magnoliopsida, Ranunculales, Papaveraceae.